AUGGGCAGUAAAGGUCACCGUCAAGUGCGAGUUCCUAUCAAUACAACUAUUCUGAUUGUACCGUAUACACUCCAUCGACGAGCUGAUUUCUGGUCUCGACCACUCGAAUUUGACUAUAUACGAUGGUUACGAAAUCCUAUCACCGAUCUCAAACCGAAUCUACCACAUCCAUACUGUUAUUUACCGUUUUCAGUUGGUCAACGCAAUUGUAUUGAACAACAUUUUGCGUUACUCGAAGCAAAAUACUAUGCCAAUUUCAAUGGGCCUAUAUUUGAUCAACCUGUCUAUAAACUAACUGCAUCGAAUUUUUCAAUUUCAUCUCCAAUCAAUACUACUUUAUUCACAUUUUCUCUCGAACCUCAAACACAAAAUACAGUACCCGGUUAUAUAUCACUUGGUCGAACUUUGGAUAAUGUCGCUGAUAUUCGCGUGACAUUGAGCGACACAGCAUUUCUUAUCGAAAAAUUAUCGAAUUUUUCUUAUCGAGUUGCAACCAAUAUCAGUCCAUUGAACUAUUUUUCACCCUAUCAUCGAUAUUUAUUCACUAUCACAGCUACGCAAUUGUUUCCUGGUCGUCCAUCGAUAUCAUCAACAGCCAUUGCACAAAUUGAUUUGAAUUAUUGUAAUGCGCAUGCUCCGACAUUCAUCUAUUCGAUUCAAACAUAUUCCAUCAGUGAAACACUAUCUCUAGGAUUACCAUUUGGUACAGUUUUUGCGACAGAUGCCGAUAAAGAUCCGAUUACAUUUGCUCUAACACCAGCAUCGGCACAAUUCACUAUCGAUCGAUUCACAGGAGUUCUGAGUUUAAGUCAAGCUUUUGGAUCAACACCAUCCUCACCUAUUCUUCUUACGGUCACUGCAACCGAUGUGCCAUCAUCGGACUGUUCAUUACCAUGUCCAAGUUGUGCCGCACGUAGCAAUUCGAUAACGAUUACCAUCAUUGUUACUACGGCUAAUAAACAACCACCAAGAUUUUCAGAUCAACCUUGUAAUUUAAUUUUUUCUCUACGAGAAGAUUCUCCACCGGGUACGAUUAUUACUACGUUGACAGCCGUCGAUAGUGAUCAAGGUAACAAUGGUCAAAUAAGUUUUUCAUUUCCGCCAGAACAACGACAAACAAGACUUCUUGUGGGUACAAACGAUAUUCAAUCGAGAUCGACUUUCUAUUCUAAAUUUCAAUUGUAUCAAUUCAAUCAAAUUAAUGAGAUUCGUACGGUUCAAUUACGAACGAAUGAAACAUUUGAUUAUGAUCAACUUGGAGCUAUUCGUGUCUGGUAUUUGUUCGUAUUAGCCAGCGAUCAGGGUACACCAUCGUUACAAUCUCUUUGUACAUUACGUAUCAAUUUGAUUGAAGUCAAUGAAUAUGCACCAGUUUUUACUUCAACAAAUUGGAGUCAAACUAUCUAUUCAACAACUGGUUCAACAAUAAUGCGUGUUAUCGCUUCUGAUCUCGAUGCUGGUGUUAGUGGAAUGAUCAAUUAUUUCAUUGUUAGUUUAACUCAAGCAUAUUUCGUUAUAGAAAGUAGCACAGGCGUAAUUCGAUUUGCUUCGGGUGUGACAUUUUCCAAUGUGAAUCCUGCCUUAUUUCCCAUUCGUUUUACUGUUUUCGCUCAAGAUCGUGGAAGUCCAUCUCGAAUCAGUUCACCAAAUGCGACAGUUGAAAUCUAUUUGGCUUCGAACAAUACAAUACCAUCUGUUCUAUGGCUCAAUCCGAGCAAUGGAGCACUUAAUUUAAACAUUAGUGAAAAAUAUUUCGAAAGCUCUUCAACAAAACUCAUAUCAGAUAGUCAAAAUGGUUUUAAUGGUUCGAUUUUAUAUCUAUCAAACAGUCAAUCUCCCUAUUUGUUUUAUGUUUCCAAUCCAUUUCCUACUACGACUAUACCAUUCCGAGAAAUCACAACGACUGUAAAUAAUUUUGUUUUUGCCAGUGGAAUUUCUGUUACGAGCGGUCUAGAUGCCGAAACUCAAGCAAUCUAUCUAUUGAUUUUGCGUAUUGCUAGUAAUCCACCUCUGCUCGGUUGGGCAACCAUUAAUUUAUGGGAUGAAAAUGAUGAAAUGCCUCAAUUCAGUGUUCGAUCAUUAGAACUUAAUAUUCUUGCAACUCAAACUGGUACACGAUAUAUUGGACAAUUUCUUGCUUUCGAUCGUGAUUUAACUUCGCCGAAUAAUCUUGUUCAAUAUCGAAUUAACGAUCAACUAACGGAUGAGAUCACUCGUAAUCGAUUUUUUCUUUUAGCUGAUGGUACCGUUGGAACAAAUGCCACUUUUGAUCGACAGAAUCGAUCGACUUAUCGUAUCAUUAUCACAGCUUUUGACGGUGCUCGAGCUUGGAGUAUGACAACUAAUAAUACAGAAGAUUUUCAGUUAGAUAUCAACAUUAUCGAUAAUAAUGAUCUACCACCAGUCUUUAAUCAAACCACUGUCAAUUUAUUGAUUGAUGAAUCCACAACUAGUGGCACAAGCAUAUACAAUAUUACAGUCACCGAUAGCAAUCCAUAUUCCAUUCUGAAUUUUGGUAUAUUGCGUGGUAAUAGCAAAAAUAUCUUUACAUUUGUGAAGAUAUCCGACAAUGGAGAUGAUGCAUCACGUACAGAAUAUCGAGCAACAGUACAAUUGAUUGUUGUCGGUCCAUUGGAUUAUGUCGAUCAACAAACAUACAAUCUUGUUCUAUUUGCAUUCGAUACAAAUAAUUUAGUUACACUCAAUGCUAUUGUAAAUGUAUUAUCCAACAAUGCUAAUGCUCCAUAUUUUCUUUUCCAAUCCAAUUUAUAUCAAGUUGAAGAAAAUAAACCUGUAGCAAGAUUAAAUACCAAUCAGAUUGUCGCCAAUGAUUCGAAUCCAUCAAUACUUUCACUUAAAUAUAGUAUUGUUUCGAAUGAUCAACAAAUUCUUCGAACUGUAUUUAUUAAUGAAUCGAAUAAUCAGGCAACAAUGGGUAUUGCAUCACCAGGUCUUAUUCGUGAUGCACCAUUCGGUAGAUCGACAUAUCGUUUUGCUCUUAGUGUGACUAAUCAAAAUGGAACUGGUGUAUCGAGUUAUGCACCUGUAACGGUUAAUGUUGUUGAUAUUAACAACAAUGGACCGAUCCCAAUUGCACUGAAUUCCCCAUGGAUUAUGAAUGAAGGAGUUCAAUAUCCAAAUAUUUCGAUAGUUUUUCGAGAUUUUGAUGAUGAAUCAUUGAAUAAUACUAUUCGAUUUAUUGUUCAAAUACUUGAACCAUCAACAUUUGACAUUUCUCCAACAUUGAGUAAUAGUGAUACAUUCGUUCUUCGAUAUAAUGGCACACUCAGUCGAACAGAAGCAAAGAAUAUAACUGUGAAAAUUAUGAGUCAAGAUGCGAAAGAUAUUUCAACAAAUACAUCAAUACCCAUCAUUGUCGGAGAUAUUCCUGGCAAUGAUCCAAUUUCCAAUGGCUUGAAAACGAUCAAUGUUACUUAUGCAGAAGGUUAUGAAAAUUCCUUACAGAAUGUCAAUCUUGGUUCAAUUUACGUAGUCAAUACAGAUGAUUGGUUUCUGGCUAGUAAUACAUAUUCCAUAACAAGCGUUAGUAAUAAUCAAAUAUUCCAGGUCAAUGAAGGUUUUCUUCGUACAUCUUCACCACUUUCCAAUGGCACAUAUACAAUUGUAAUUCAAGUUACGAAAAAUCUCACUUCGAGUCAAUCCACAGCAAGCAGUUCAAUUAAUAUGGAAGUUACUGAAAUUGAUAUAGAAUCGAUUCGCGAAGCAGCUACUAUUCGUAUUCAAGGCGAAACACCAGAAACUUUGGUCGAUUUAUCAUUCGGUAAUCGACUUGGACAAUUACGUGAAGCACUCGCAUCAAUUUUGACCAUUUCAAUCGAUUCGAUUCGUAUAUUGACUAUACGAAGUGUACCACAGUAUCGACAUCCCAUCUAUCCUCCAUUAUCAUUCGACGAAGCUAAACGAACAGCAUUUACCGAUGUGAUCUUCUCGAUUUUAUCUUCUAGUCGAGAAGCAAUUGAAAAUACUGUAAAUAAUAAUCUACUUCAAUUGACUUCUCGGUCUGGCCUCACAGUCAACGCCACUGGACCAAAUCCUUGCAGAAAUUACGUUUGUCCAUCAGGUACAAUUUGCAGUGCAAGUCGUUCAAUCCAACCAUUUCCUCUUUUGAUUGAUACAAAUUUGACUUCAUAUGUCGGCAUUAAUAUCAUCGAUUCACCCGAUUGUGUAAAUAGUACAUGGAGCGCUUCUCCACAGACGCCUCUUCCAUCUGGUUGCUCAACAGUUCCGUUCAAUGAUGCCAUAUCUUGUCCUUGUACUGAUGUUCAAUCACUUGGACCUCUCGGAACUUAUUGCGCAGUACUCGGUCGAACAUUUCUCAACACUGGUAAUAGUUAUGCUGUGUUCGAUGGAACGACAUUUUCAAAUUUGGCACCAGCACGAUUUUCCUUCGACUUUAUUGUUCCAAAUAAGUCGACAGUCGGUCUUCUACUCUUGUAUGGUCGAGAAACCCCGCCGAUUGACGACUAUUUUUGGUUAGCCAUCGAACUGAUCGAUUCAAGUCGAUUAAGAUUUCACUUUCGUGAUUAUCCAUCGUUCGAUACCAACCUAAUGAUUGAUGCAUCGAAAUGGUAUCAUGUCGAAUAUCAAUUUGUUGCCGAUACUAUAUUGGUGAUGGUCAACGAUGAACAAUAUGAUAUUACGGUGAAUAACAAUUCGAUUAAUAAUAAUAAUCGAUCAUUAGUUCGAUUGUAUCUUGGUGGUUUACCAAGAAGAGAUUCACCAAUUGAUGCAUUAUAUUCAAAAUUAUCUUAUGUUGAUUCUUUUCGUGGAUGUAUUCGAAAUGUCCGAUCAAAUGGUAUUUAUCUCGAUAUGAAUCGUCCUAUGUUUGCUUCAGAUAAUUCUCGAUCGGGUCUAUGUGAUUGUUCAAUCACUAAUACCUGUACUAUAGGACUUUCGAAAGACGAUAGAGGAGUCAUUGUACCUUGGUAUGUAUGGCUAAUUAUUGCUUUAGUGUUACUUUUGAUGGCUACAAUUCUUACCAUAACUUAUUUGACGUGUACUCGACGUAGAGAACAACGAAAACGUCACAGACAUGCAUCCUUUGACAAUAUUGACAAUGUUACAGAUGACAAUAAAGAUAUUACUGGUGAAGAAGAUAAUGUAUCGUAUAAUUUGAGUAUACUCAGGAAACCAGUUUAUACAAUAUCAAAUGAAGAAAUCUGGAAUGAACAUUUGAACCGAGGCAAUCAAGGUUACACAGAUCCAGCAAGCAGAACAUCACUAGGUAAUUUUAUUGAUCAAAGACUGCAAAAACAACCCAUGAUUCCACGCUUGACCGACACAAUGCUUUUAUAUGCUCAUGAAGGCAAUGGUUCAUUGACUUCCGAUCUGAGCUCCAUAGUCUCAAGCGAACGCUGA
This is a messenger RNA of Rotaria sp. Silwood1, 5379 nucleotides long. The record is from the annotation of a GenBank genome assembly. Lineage: Eukaryota; Metazoa; Rotifera; Eurotatoria; Philodinida; Philodinidae.